Myotis daubentonii (Daubenton's bat) is the source of this 1285-nucleotide messenger RNA. It is a transcript of the gene HAND1, whose product is annotated as heart and neural crest derivatives expressed 1. Gene Ontology annotation, molecular function: protein dimerization activity; RNA polymerase II transcription regulatory region sequence-specific DNA binding; DNA-binding transcription factor activity, RNA polymerase II-specific. The record is from RefSeq and is a predicted model, not a curated record. Gene Ontology annotation, biological process: regulation of transcription by RNA polymerase II; heart development. NCBI's taxonomy places the organism in Eukaryota, Metazoa, Chordata, Mammalia, Chiroptera, Vespertilionidae.
GAAGGGUUAAACAGGUCUCUACGCCGCAUCUGUAUCUGUAUCCUCAGUUCGUGGCACCGCCACGGAAGCGGCAGGCUGCGCGUCUCUUCCUUAGCCCGGCCCGGGACUCUCCCCAAGCCCGCGCACCCACCGCCUUGUCUGGGACUCUCCCAAGCCCGCGCCCCCUCGGGAGCGCCGCCGCAAACUCACGGGUGGCCUCGGUCGUCUCGGGAGUGCAUGGGGCGGCACUAAGUGGGCUGGCGGUGCAGACCAGGUGCCGCUCCAACAUGAACCUCGUGGGCAGCUACUCACACCAUCACCACCAUCACCACCCGCACCCCGCGCACCCGGUGCUCCACGAGCCCUUCCUCUUCGGCCCGGCCUCGCGCUGUCACCAGGAGCGGCCCUACUUCCAGAGCUGGCUGCUGAGUCCCCCUGACGCUGCUCCGGACUUCCCCACCGGCGGGCCACCACCCACAGCAGCGGCGGCCUCCGCCGCUUACGUCCCAGACGCCAGGUCCGGCCAGAGCCCGGGGAGCCUGGAGGCCCUCAGCGGCCGCCUGGGCCGGCGGAAAGGCUCAGGACCCAAGAAGGAGCGGAAGCGCACGGAGAGCAUUAACAGCGCGUUUGCGGAGCUGCGCGAGUGCAUCCCCAACGUGCCGGCCGACACCAAGCUCUCCAAGAUCAAGACUCUGCGCCUGGCCACCAGCUACAUCGCUUACCUGAUGGACGUGCUGGCCAAGGACGCACAGGCCGGCGACCCCGAGGCCUUCAAGGCCGAAAUCAAGAAGGUGGAUGGCGGUCGCGAGAGCAAGCGGAAAAGGGAGCUGCAGCAGCACGAAGGCUUUCCUCCUGCCCUGGGCCCAGGCGAGAAGAGGAUUAAAGGGCGCACAGGCUGGCCACAGCAAGUCUGGGCGCUGGAGUUAAACCAGUGAGCCAAGGCCCGCGCAGAGGACCCCACCACCGCGGCCGACCCCAGAGGCCCGGGAGGAGAGGAAGGAGACGAGUGCCAGGCUCUGGGUACCAGGGGCUUAUGGGCGCGUCCUGCCGAGCCUCUGCUGUGUGCUGGCAGGUCGCUGGCUGCAACAACACACUUGGAUCGCACGUGCAAUGUCAUUUGAAAUUGUUUUUAAUACAUUAAGAGAAAGAGAAAUAUAUAUAUCCACCCCCCAUAACCAAGAGGGCGGCUCUUGGCAGCACUAUAUACGAAAGGGAGAGACUGUGGGACUCCAGACGAGCGGCUAAGACGCACCCUUCCAACCCUUCUGGGGCGAAUUUGGAACCCCCAGCACCUUCCCCACUGUGC